AUGUUAACUGAAUAUGUACUGAUUAAACAACAGUCAUUGAAGUUAAUUGUUCGAGAAGCAGAUAUGAAAUUUGAUGCUAAUUUCUGCAACGUUACAACGAACCAUGAAAUAAGACCUGGUGAAAUUUAUUCACUUAGCUUUCGAAUGGAUCUUUAUGCUGAAGCGAAAACAUUUUACGUAAAAAUUGGCAUUGCACUUCCUACUUCAAGUGGAAAAUUUGAAUCAUUUAUUCAAAAUAGUGUAACUGAUGUGUGUAAAUAUUUGAAGCGAAAUAACAGCAACAUUAUGCUGAGACUAUUCUUUAAUGGACAUUUUGGUGACAAAAAAUUUCCUACUACCUGCCCUGUUAAGUCCGAUGUCUAUUAUAUUGAAAAAUUUCGUAUUAAAGAAAAUAUGUUAACAAUAAGAUCAAUACAAACAAAAAUCUUAAUCGCUGUAGACUUCUGUAUAGAUUUGCCACAAAAGAAUAUGCAUUGCAUUUUAAAUACAAAAUUUGAAGCAGAAGUCAAAGAUAGACAAAAAUGGUUGCAAGAGGUCGAAAUGAGACGACAAAGUAAUGACAAAAUAUGA
Molecule: messenger RNA, 570 nt
Organism: Chironomus riparius
Lineage: Eukaryota; Metazoa; Arthropoda; Insecta; Diptera; Chironomidae
Source: the annotation of a GenBank genome assembly